Ooceraea biroi (clonal raider ant) is the source of this 742-nucleotide messenger RNA. Its product is annotated as nicastrin. Gene Ontology annotation, cellular component: plasma membrane. The record is from RefSeq and is a predicted model, not a curated record. NCBI's taxonomy places the organism in Eukaryota, Metazoa, Arthropoda, Insecta, Hymenoptera, Formicidae. Gene Ontology annotation, biological process: Notch receptor processing; protein processing.
GGUAUUGAGAGUUGAUGUUGCCCACGUAAUCCAUAUGGUUUAUCAACGGCUUGUUUUAAAAAGUUAUCCUUUUAAGGAAAGUCAUUUGAUUACAUAGGAUCAAGUCGUAUGAUCUACAAUAUGAAGCAGAACAAUUUUAACGCUCUCGGUGGGAUUAAUCUGAAGUUGGAUGAUAUCAAGAGUGUGAUCGAGUUCGGCCAACUGGGCAAAGGGAAAAUAGUUCUCCAUAGCAGCAGUAAAGAUGAUACCACAGAUCGUUUGAGUAAAGUGUUGAAUGCAUCGAUUCUAGAUGAUAGCGUACCACCUACAUCUGUGCAAAGUUUUCUGGAGGCGAGGCCCAGUCUAACGACUGUUAUAACCAAUCAUGGAAAAAAAUUUUUAAAUCGAUACUACAACAGUAUCUUGGACGACGGGGAAAAUCUUGGUUUUAAUAGUGACGGGCGAGUCAGCGCCGCAGUCUGCCGAUCUGCCGAUACCGCUGGAAGAUCUCGUCGCAGAAAUGUUAUAUUGCUACAUCCAAAGUGCUAAAUGCACUUGGUUUCAUGUAGCCUCGACAUCCGGUGCUAAAUUGAUUAAUCAGAUUUUGCCACUACGUCGGUGUGCACCGAGCACCCAAUGCCGCGACGACGUUAACUGGACAGCUUCUAGCCUUGCUGACUGGCGAGAAACUCAGUGACAUGAAUGAAACGACUUGUCACAAAAACCGCCUCGCAUGGAUGGGUGGAUACAAUUUUACAGAAAU